This is a messenger RNA of Rosa rugosa (rugosa rose), 402 nucleotides long. RefSeq names its product GDSL esterase/lipase At4g16220-like. The coding region runs from base 1 to 402 and encodes 133 amino acids. The transcript has 3 exons. Lineage: Eukaryota; Viridiplantae; Streptophyta; Magnoliopsida; Rosales; Rosaceae. The record is from RefSeq and is a predicted model, not a curated record.
AUGGGUAGCAUAUUUUUUGAUGGAAAAUUCGUUCUUGGCAUAAUUUUUGCACUGUGGAGAAUUUGUUUGGCAAAAGAAACAACUGCUAAUUUUGUGUUUGGGGAUUCUCUGGUUGAAGUUGGAGACAACAACUACAUUCCCUCACUCUCCAAGGCUGAUUAUCCUCCCAAUGGCAUCGAUUUCGGAAAGCCUACCGGGCGAUACACAAAUGGAAGAACCGUCAUUGACAUUAUAGCUCAGAGUGCUCUGGGUUUGAAGGAGUUCACUCCUCCUUACUUAGCUCCCACAACAGCUGGACCAAUAACAAUUAAACUGACAAUCUUCAAGGAAAAGAUGUGGAUCGUAGAAGGGCAGAAUUUGAGAGACGGAAGGCAGAGAGGAAGGAACAAAUUACUCCAAUGA